UCCAAUUCCGGCCGGCUUGACACUGGUGUGGAAAAAAGAUGGCUGCUUCGGCGGCAACGGCGAGUUCUUCCCCCGGUCUGUGUCCGAAUUACGCCGCGAUCUGCUCCUUUCUGGAGCGGUACGGAGCGCUGCUGGACCUGCCGGAGCUCACCUUCCCCCAGCUGGAGCGAUACCUCCGGGACACGUCGGCAGUGCCGAAGCUGCUGGUCGAUCUGCACGUGAAGCUGCUGAGGAAGAUCGGAAAGUCUGUGUCGGCCGACCGGUGGGAGAAAUACCUGGUGAAGAUCUGCCAGGACUUGAACACAACGUGGGCGUGGGAGCUGGAGCAGAGCGGCUACAAGGAGCUGUCGCUGGAGAGCAAGACGGGGAUCCUGAAGUAUUUGUGCGAGUGUCAGUUUGAUGAAAAUGUCAAGUUCAAAACCGUGGUCAACGAGGAGGACCCGGACAAGAUGCGCCUGCAGCCGAUUGGCCGGGACAAAGACGGCCAGAUGUACUGGUUCCAGCUGGACCAGGACGACAACGUGCGCGUCUACCUGGAGGAGCAGGACGACGUGGACGGGUCGUCAUGGCGAUGCAUCGUCAAAGAGAGGAACGAGCUGGCCGAGGUUCUGGCUCUGCUGAAGACACAAAUCGACCCCGAGCUGCUCAAAAAAGAUCAAGAAAACAAACCUGAGGGUGAAGUCAAAAAGGUUGAGGCCUCGUCGGAUGAAGACUCCACCAAGGCCGUCGCCCCAAAGUCGGAGAACCUCGAGAACUCGACGGAGGACCUCGAGAACUCGACGCAGAAAAACGACUUGAAGUCCGAAGCUUCUGAGGCCAAGUCGUCCCUGAACGGCGUCGCCGAGGGAGGAAGUCGAGCCGAGCUCCGCUCAGAGAAGUCCGCGGUGGAUCUGGACGUCGACGCGAAAGCCCAGAACAUCAAAGAGGAGCCGAUGGAGGCGACGGACGCCGGGAUCACCACGACGACGACGACCACGACGACCGGCGGCCCCGUCUCCGAGACGCCGCGUCUACCGGUGAAGGCGGAGCAAAGGGAGGAGGCCAAGAAGAGCGCGGUGGACGGCAUCCAACAGGCUCUGAGCGACCAGCAGGCCAAGAUCCCCUUGAAGAAACGGGGGAUGAAGUUCAGUGAAGACUUUGAGAAGAAGAGUGGCAUCAUCGUGCAAAACCCGUCGGCGUCGCAGGCGAAGGAAGCGGCGAAGGCGGCGGCGGUUGUGAACGUGAACGGAGAAGCUUCGCCGGCGGAAGGAAAAGGAGGCGAGGAGGCGACGGGGAAACGGGAUGCAGAGAAGAAGAAAGACGACUCGGGCAAAAAGAAUCCAGAUCCGGAACGCGCCGAGUCGAAAGGAAAGGCGGAGCCUCCGAAAGGACCGCCCCUUUUACCCGAAGGCGUGAAUAAGGCAGCGGAGAAGCCGUCCGAUCACGAAGAGCAAGGAAGAGUAAAAGAAACGGCGAAAGGGUCUCGCUCAGCGGACGACGUGUCAAAGAAAACCCGAGAGCCGGAGAAAGCCAAAGAAGCGGAGAAGUCCCCGGCUAACGGAACGCCGGGCGUCAUCAAAACGACGCCGUGCGAAGACAAAGGCGCCGCAAAGAAACCGUCCGACUCGCCGUCCGUCAUCAAGAAGACGGACGCUCUGAAAGACGCCGACGAUGGGCUCCUCAAGGUCAGCGAGGUCAUCAAGGUCAGCGAGGUCAUCAAGGUCAGCGAGGUCAUCAGAAAGGCAGACGGACCGGUCGUCUGUGAGAGAUCCGGAGGAGAGACCAUCGGGUCUUCUGUUAUUAAGAAGUUAGACGCGUCGUGUAAACCUGGCGCCAAAGACGCCGAGAUGAAGGCGAAGAAAACCCCCGACGCCGGAGAGGCGGAGCCGAGUAAAACGUCUGACGGUGGAAAGAAGACGGUGGCCUGUGAGGACCGAGCGAUGCGCCAUGUUUCCAAAAUGGCUGCACCCGGACCUGUGGAGGCCGAAGGAGCGGCCGUCAAACCCGAUCCAAAGCCUCGAGGAGACGACAAGGAUGAGACCUCGGUUGCGCUUAGGACAGAGGAAGCUUCUGUACUUAGGACAGAGGAAGCUUCUGGACGUAAGAGGACAGAGGAAGCUUCUGGAUGUAGGACAGAGGAAGCUUCUGGACGUAAGAGGACAGAGGAAGCUUCUGUACGUAGGACAGAGGAAGCUUCUGUACGUAGGACAGAGGAAGCGUCUGCUCGUAGGACAGAGGAAGCUUCUGGACGUAAGAGGACAGAGGAAGCUUCUGGAUGUAGGACAGAGGAAGCUUCUGGACGUAAGAGGAUAGAGGAAGCUUCUGCUCGUAGGACAGAGGAAGCUUCUGUACGUAGGACAGAGGAAGCUUCUGUACGUAGGACAGAGGAAGCUUCUGGACGUAGGACAGAGGAAGCGUCUGCUCGUAGGACAGAGGAAGCUUCUAGACGUAGGACAGAGGAAGCUUCUGGACGAAAGAGGACAGAGGAAGCUUCUGGAGGAACAGAUAGCCCGUCCAGUACCUCCAAAGAAAGUUAUAAAACAACUGACAGACCAGACCAGGAAACUAAAAAACCAGAAGCAGAGAGUAAAAAGGACACAGACGUUGGACAGAAAAAGGACACAGACGUUGGACAGAAAAAGGACACAGACGUUAGACAGAAAAAGGACGAAGACGAUGGAAAACAAAGGAAUGACGGUGAGAAACUGUGUCAAGGCAACGAGAAUCAAAAGGAUGAAACAAAAGGGAAGAAACGCGCUCAUAAAGAGAGUGAAACUUUGACCAAAUCGGGAAGAUCUGCUCCUCAAAACGUGAGCAAAGAACUCGACGGCAAAUCCUCAACCGAAGCGGCGAAAGACGGCGAGGACGAGGACUCUGCAGCGAAGAAAGAGGUGGCGAACGGCGGCGAAGCGCUGACUUCCUGUCUCAUAAUCCGGCCCCGGGGCCACCGGAGGAGAGUCCGGCUCCAGAGGGAGGAGAGACCGGCGGACUCCGAGUCCGACACCAACACGGGGAGAUCUCUCCGCCGAUCGCCGAGGAUCUCCAGACCGACGGCGAAGGCGGUGGAGAUCCACGACAGGAAGCUGGAGAGGACGCACGCCGAGAAGAAUGAAGACGACGCGGGGGAGAAGGAAAAAGAGGAGGAGGAGGAAGAGGAAGAGGUGAAAGCUGUUCAGAAGAAACCAAGAGAGAAAAAGGUGGAUCAGGAGGGUCAGCCCAAACCGAAGGGGAGGAAGAGGCGGCGGGUCCGGUGGUCCAACACGCGGACGCGCCGCAAAAAGAAAGGCUCCGAAGACGACGGCAGCGACGGGGAGUCCAGCGAGGAGGAGGAGGAGGAGGAGGAGGAGGAGGAGAGCGAGGACGACAGCGACGAAGACUACAAGGUGGAGCGGAGCAAGAAGAGGAGGAGUCGCCUCCGAGAAAGACGAAGCUCGGACUCGUCCACGUCCACGGACGACGACCUGCCGCCCAACGACGACCCCUGUAAACACUGCGGUCUGCCCAACCACCCCGAGCUGAUCUUGCUGUGUGACUCCUGUGACAGCGGGUACCACACCGCCUGCCUGCGGCCGCCGCUCAUGAUCAUCCCCGAUGGAGAGUGGUUCUGCCCGCCUUGUCAACACAAACUGCUCUGCGACAAAUUAGAAGAGCAGCUCACGAACCUCGACGCUGCUUUGAAGAAGAAGGAACGGGCCGAGAGAAGGAAAGAGCGUCUCAUCUACGUCGGCAUCAGCCUCGAGAACAUCAUCGCGCCCUCAGGGGAGGUGGAGGAGGAGAAGCCCGAGAUCAUCAUCAAGGAGGAGAAGAAGAAGGAGUCGAAGCGGAGAGGGAGCUGGGGUCGAAGGUCAACGAGGACGAAGAAGUCCAUCAGCUACAGAUUUGAUGAAUUCGACGAGGCGAUCGAGGAGGCGAUCGAGGAAGACCUCAAAGAAGCGGAGGGCGGAGGAGCCGGUCGGGGGAAAGACAUGGCCAACAUCACGGGCCACCGGGGGAAGGACAUGUCCACCAUCCUGCAGGCGGACGAGGGCAAAGAGAACGCCCCCCCGCCCCGCCCCCCCCCAGUCGGGCCGCGCAGGAAGAAACGCCGGCGCCUGAACGACCUGGACAGCGACAGCACCGUGGACGAGGAGGAGAGCGAGGACGAGUUCCGCGUCAGCGAAAGCUCGGAGGAGGAGUUCGUCGUGUCCGAGAACGAGACGGACGGCGAGUCGGAGUCCAACAGCGAGCCGGCCGGCGGCGCCGUGCGGCGCGGCGGCGCCGAGCGGCGCAGGAAGCCGUUGAAACGGCGGCGCAGCGCCAGGAAACGGCGAAGGCCGAGAGGCUACUCGGAUGACGAAGAGGAGGAAACGGACGAAGAGGACGAGGACGAAAUGGUGACCGAAGGCUCCAGCGAGUACAGCGACAGUGAUCUGGAUAUGAGUCGCCGGCGGUCCCGGCGGAGUCAGAAGAAGCGGGUCAACUACCACGAGACCUCCGAGUCCGACGGCUCCCGGGCAGAAACCCACCGGCCCAGAAAGAGGCCCAAAGGCCCGCAGGACAGCUCCGACAGCGAGGAGAGUUCCUCCAGAGGCUCCGAGGAGGAGUCGAGGGUGAAGAGGGUGAAGAGGAGAGCCGACUCCUCGGAGGAGGAGGAGGAGGAGGAGGAAGGCUCCCGGCAGCGACGCCGACGGCUCGCUCUGAAGCGCAGGAGAACCUCCGAGCACGACGACUCGGACGACUCGUCAGACGACUCGUCGGAGGAGGACCGCCCGGUCCGCAAACGGGUGAACCGCAUCGACUCCGACGACAGCGAGGAGGAGAAGAAGGAGGAGGAGGAGGAAAAGAAGGAGGAGAAGGAGAAGGAGGAGGAGGAGAAAGCGAAAGAUGAACCAAAGGAGGAGAAAACGGCUGAAAAAGCAGUCGAGGAGUCAAAGGGAACAAACCCGGUGGGCGGGGCCUCGGCGGAGCCGCCGCCCACCAACGGAAAGAGCCCGGUGAAGAGCCUCGAGGGCGCCGUCAGCCGGCCCGCCGCCGAACGCCCGGAACCGCCCAAAAACACGGGCGCCGCGCCAGCUGUCGCCGUGGCGCCCAACGGGCAGGUCGGCCCGGAGGUGGCGCCGCAGGAGGAAGACGAAGACGACCUGUUGGGAGUCACGGACCUCGUGGAUUACGUCUGCAAUAACGAAGAUUUGUAAAAAAAACAACAACAACAACAACAACAAAUGGUGUACUGUUUCAUUUUUUGUGGUAUUGUAUUUUUAUAUUGCUUAACUUUAUUAUCCCCCACCAACACCUUCUGUCCUCUUCACUCGGCCCGUCCCUGUGGGAUGGUUCUACGGCUCCUCAUCCUCCGUUUGCCCUUCAUGGUCUUCCUCGUCUUCAUCCUCUUCCUCGUCUUCAUCGUCCAGCUCUACUGCCAAACCACCUCCCCAACCGUCAUCGUUCUCUAAAUCCAGAUUUCUACCAGUUCUAACUCUCGUUCUCGUCCACGUUGAAGAUCUGAACGCCAAACUAUAACUAUAACUUCAAUGAUUUAACGUUCUGGGACUUUAUUCGAAAAAUAAUCUCGGUUGUACGUUUUUCCUGUGAAAGAAUAGUUUUACAUUUUGGGAAAAGUGGUCAUUAAUUUGACUUCAGGCAGCAGCCGGCUAGCUUAGCUUAGCUUAGCUACAAGGGGGCCUGUUUCGAUUGGUCAAGUCUGCUUCUGGCUAGCGUGACUAUGCUAUGCUAACGGCUAUUCCGUUCCGUGCUCAGUCUUUUAAUAAUUAUUUCAAUGAGCGACCAACAACAUGAAUUAAGACGUGAAAGUGACGCACUUUUAAAUAUUGUUUAUUUUCCAUAAAACAUUUUUAUUUGCACACUCCGCACAAGAGUUGAGAUGUAACACGUUAAUUAUGAAGCUGUUAAAGUGCCGGUUGGUGCGUUUUGUUACUUUUUUAGGGCAAAGCAAGGCUAGCAGCUUCCCCCUGAUUCCAGUCUUUGUGCUAAGCUAAGCUAAGCUAAGCUAACCGCUUUGGAUGAGAUUGUUUGUUGAAUAACCUUCUAGACUAAAAACACUGCGACUGUCUGAUGAACCAUAGAGUAGCUUUUGUAUAUUGUACACAUAUAAUUAUUUUAACUGCCGUCGGUAUCCAUGGUGACCGCUCUGAGGUUGAAUCAGACUCCGCCCUCAUAACCUUGAGCUCUAGUCUAGUUUCCAGUUAUUACAAUUAUGUUAACUUUCGUGAUUUUAAUUAUUUUUUUAAUGUUUUUUUUAAUUUUAUUUUUAUAUCUACACUUUUAUUUUAUUUGUCUCUUUUGAGCGAAAUGUAAAGUGUCUUAUUUUUUAUUUGUACAUCGUCCUUCAUAGAAAAAAACCUGCAAAACCGUUGCUUUCGUUAACUAAAAUGACACUAAGCUCCAAAA
Messenger RNA from Cyclopterus lumpus (lumpfish), 6363 nucleotides. It is a transcript of the gene rsf1b.1, whose product is annotated as remodeling and spacing factor 1b, tandem duplicate 1. NCBI's taxonomy places the organism in Eukaryota, Metazoa, Chordata, Actinopteri, Perciformes, Cyclopteridae. Bases 39 to 5153 code for a protein of 1704 amino acids. The transcript has 17 exons. Gene Ontology annotation, biological process: regulation of DNA-templated transcription. Gene Ontology annotation, cellular component: RSF complex. The record is from RefSeq and is a predicted model, not a curated record.